Messenger RNA from Polyodon spathula (Mississippi paddlefish), 2949 nucleotides. Its product is annotated as caM kinase-like vesicle-associated protein. The coding region runs from base 388 to 1743 and encodes 451 amino acids. Gene Ontology annotation, cellular component: intracellular anatomical structure. The record is from RefSeq and is a predicted model, not a curated record. Gene Ontology annotation, biological process: peptidyl-serine phosphorylation. Gene Ontology annotation, molecular function: calmodulin binding; ATP binding; calcium/calmodulin-dependent protein kinase activity. The transcript is spliced from 11 exons. NCBI's taxonomy places the organism in Eukaryota, Metazoa, Chordata, Actinopteri, Acipenseriformes, Polyodontidae.
CAUAGUUUACAACAUUUUCUUUGAUAAAUAGUAGCCACACCUCUUGCUGGCUUGUCAGUUUAACUCGCUGUUACUCACUCCACUCUUGCUCGCUCGCUCGCUCGCUCCCUCCGUCCCUCCCUUGCACGCUCCCCCACCCAUCUCUCUAACUGAGCGUUUCUUCUCACAAUCCCCAUCCAACUCCGGCUGUCAGAAAGCGCACGGUGGAUGGACCAGGAGCACUGGAAUUUACCCCUCUCUUUUAGAAAACUAACCAAAGAAAGAAACGCUGCUCUGCACACUAGUCAGGACAUCUCCAACAACAUAGGUUCUUCUUUUGGUCAGAAAAAGCAAAGAAACGACUGUGGACCUUUAAAUCCAUCAAGGAUCUAAGGGCAGGAGAAGGCCAUGCCAUUUGGCUGUCUAACGCUGGGGGAGAAGAAGGAUUAUAACAAUCCUUCUGAGGUGACGGAAAAGUAUGACUUGGGACAGAUUAUUAAAACGGAGGAGUUUUGCGAAAUUUUCCGGGCCAAAGACAAAGCGACCUUGAAAAUGACCACCUGCAAGAAGUUCCUGAAGAAGGAUGGGAGGAAAGUCCGAAAAGCUGCCAAAAACGAGAUCACCAUCCUGAAGAUGGUGAAGCAUCCCAACAUACUUCAGCUGGUGGACGUCUUUGAAACCAGAAAAGAGUAUUUCAUAUUUCUCGAACUUGCCACAGGCAGGGAGGUGUUUGACUGGAUCCUGGACCAGGGUUACUAUUCCGAGCGAGACACCAGCAACGUCAUUAGGCAGGUGAUGGAGGCUGUUGCAUACCUUCACUCCCUGCACAUUGUCCACAGGCCUUGGACUUCCAUUGUGCUGGAGAACUUGGUCUACUACAAUCGUUUAAAGAAUUCAAAAAUCGUCAUCAGUGAUUUCCAUCUGGCCAAGCUGACGAAUGGGCUCAUCAAGGACCCCUGUGGCACCCCGGAAUACCUGGCUCCAGAAGUAGUUGCCAGGCAGAGAUAUGGAAGGCCAGUUGACUGCUGGGCUAUUGGAGUCAUCAUGUACAUACUGCUAUCAGGUAAUCCACCGUUCUAUGAUGAAACUGACGAUGAAGAUUACGAGAAUCACGACAAGAACUUGUUUCGUAAAAUCCUGGCAGGAGACUAUGAGUUUGAUUCCCCAUAUUGGGAUGAUAUUUCUGAUUCAGCCAAGGGGCUGGUGAACCGGUUGAUGGACGUGGACCAAGACCAGAGACUGACAACACAGGAAGCCAUCAAUCAUGAGUGGAUUUCAGGGAAUGCUGCAUCAGACAAAAACAUAAAAGACGGUGUCUGCGCACAGAUUGAAAAGAACUUCGCCAAAGCAAAGUGGAAGAAAGCGGUGCGGGUGACCACAAUCAUGAAGCGACUGCGGGCACCUGAACAGAGUGCGUCAGCAGCCACUGCUCCAGCGGCUACAUCAGCCCCAGCUUCCCCGGCAGACCCAGAGGCACCAGCGGCAUCAGCAGACCUGGCUGCACCAGCCUCCAGUGAUACUCCCACAGCCACAGAGUCAGAGAGCAGCCCGGGCAGCAGUGAAGCCCCAACGCCAUCAGAGCCCCAGAGCUCCGAGCCAGAGAACAAACCAGCCAGCCCAGAGGAGGACAGCCCCGCCCAGCCUGACAGCUCUGCCCAAGUGGGUGUGGUGGAAGAGGAAGAGGCAGCGUCUUCACGAUGUAACGGGGAAACACCCGUCCCUCUGGAGCCUGCUGUGGAAGCCUGUGACGAGCAGAACGGCUAAAGCUCCUCACACCCCCACUCUCCUUUGUAAUAUAGGCGCUGGCAUGGUGACGCUGAAUCCGCUAAACUCUCUCACGCAGCAGAAUUAGUAUAGAGCUUAAAGAAGCAGUGUCCCAUCUUUCUGGGAGGAUGCCUAAUGGAUAGUGUUUUUUUUUCUUUUCUUUGAUUCCUUUAAGAGCUUUUUUUUCUGAUCCAGAAUAACCGCCUAUUUUUGCAGGCUGCUUUGUGAAACAGCUAAGUGAAAACUGUUGCUACUGCUUCCACUAAGUGUAGUCUUAAGAGGGAGUACAUAGCUUCAUGUUUCUUCAUGCUUUAUCUUUGUUGUACUUUCAAUCAUUCAGACUGGUUUUGAGUUCCAUUGCACCACAAAUUAGAUACUCAGCUAUAUCCACUGCUGGCUAUUCAUUUCUAACAGCCUGUCAUGUUCUUCUCUGACUUUUCUGUCAGCUUAAUAUAUAAUAUAUAGUUUAGUGUAGAGAAGGUUUGGUUAGGGUUAGGACUGCUGUUUACACAUUGGCGCUACAGACUUAACAUCUCUGAUUGAAUGUAAAUACUUUUUUUUUUUUUUUUUAAUUGGCAUUUUUAUUGAUGCAGUGAAGAUGUUUUUAUUUUAUUUUAUUUUAAAACGUUUAUUUGAAACCCUUUUUGUUUUAAACCCAUCGGGGGCCUGACAAACUGAACUAACCAUGGGCCCAUCAUAAUAAAACUGCAGAGACUCUGCUAAAAAAUAAAAAAUGAGCAAAGGGGAGAGAGAUCCUAUUUGACCACCAAUAUCACUUCUAAAAAUGCAGCUUUUAAUUCUUUUAAUGGAGGUGUCACGUUUUAGUAUUAGAUUGCCACUGAGAUUAGAUUUUUGUAUUCUAUUCACUGUAAUGUUUUGGGUUAAAACCCAUUGAAAAUAAGUUGGAGUCAACUGAAUUACUUGCACGAUUGACACUGAAGUUUUGAAUUCAGACCUUUGUAUUGCAAUCAUAUUGCCUCUGACACAGGGGAACGUGUUUGCAUUUCUAGGCUGCAGUUUUACGCAGGCAUCCGGCAGAUUGGGGACACUGCUCUUAACUUGCUGCUGUAAACAAAACUCUGUAGAAGUAGCCAAACUGGAAUGCAUUUUGAAAUUUCUUAUACAUUUCAUGUUGUUUGUAGGCAAUUGAUGAAUAAAGAUUUGGUAUAAGCCUCAGCCAUGUAAAUAAACAUAAAUAUGUAAGUA